GCCAAAACCCUACUGAGAAUUUAAGCCAAAGCGGUGGAGCAUGAGAACAGGAGCGCGCUCAGAACGUAAAAGUGACACCUAUUAAAAAAGAUUAUGUGACUUAGCUUGAUAUUACUUUCAGGUGCCAAAAAAAAAAAGAAAGUAUUUCUUGCAGAAAAGAAAUUCAAAUUUAUAUGGCAUUAUGACACAUGACAAUAUAUUAAAAAUAAAAAUAAAAAACAAGCUCGCGGGCACCAGUCUCUUUUUCUCAAAAUUUGCCUCCCCGAAAUCGACCACUGUAGUUGGUGUUUCUAAUGAUUUUUGGGUAUUUAAUCGCCCACUAGUUUAUGCAUACAAAAUACUCUCACCUCUCUGUGCUUUAAUGGCUCUACCUUCCCCCCUAUCUCUCCUCUCUCUCUGCGUGUGUUAUAUAUCUCUUUUUCCUCUAUACUACUGUACCCAGUCGUUAAAACCCUAGCCAUUUAAAACCUGGAGACUCUGACUGAACACAUGUAUUUCAAUUUCACUACAACCGUCCUUGACUUCUCUGGUGACGACACACAAGAUUUGAAGACAUUUACUCAAUGUUCCAAGGGAAAGAAGUAGAUGUGGUGGAAGAAAUGGAGGUGAUGCGAAAAAAAUGUCACUGUCUAAAUAAGAAACAUAGGCUUUAUGGGGAUUCUAGUAAUGGUUGUUGGGUGAGUUAUGAUAAUCCUCCACCUGAAAAGACUAGGAUUUCCCAGAUCAACACUAGAUCAGAUCAGAAUUCGGUUCUACUUUCUUCCAAUGACAACAAGGUUGAUGGUUCAUCCGGUGUAGAACCUCAGGAUGCAGAUUACACUUACAUUCCCUGGCUUAGUUUUGAUUUACUUGAUGUGAUCUUGGCGAGCUUUCCCAGAUCAGAAUAUUGGAAGUUAUCCUUCGUAAACAAGAGGUAUUUAACCCUUCUAAAGAGUGGUGAGCUAUUUAAGAUUCGGAGAGAGAUUAAGGUUAAAGAACCAUCUGUUUUCAUGUUGGCAGUUGGGGAUCAGAGUAGUUGGUGGUCGUUUGAUCAUGAAUUUAAGUCUUGUAGGAAGCUCCCAGUUUUACCUGCGGAUUUUUGCUUCACAAAUGGAGAUAAGGAGUCACUUUGUGCAGGGUCUCAUCUGCUUGUUUCAGGCAUGGAGCUUGAUGGCCUUGUUAUAUGGAGGUAUGAAUUGAAAACUAAUAGAUGGUGUCGGGGUCCUUCUAUGAUCAACCCAAGGUGCUUGUUUGCAUCAGCCACAUGUGGAACCUAUGCUUUUGUGGCUGGUGGGAUUGGGAUGGGUAAAGUCUAUGAUACUGCUGAGAAGUAUAAUCCUGAAAGCAAAUCAUGGGAACCCCUUCCAAGGAUGUUAAAAAGGAGGAAGUUUUGUUCGGGUUGUUACAUGGACAAUAAAUUCUAUGUGAUUGGAGGACGAAAUGAGGUAGGAGAACUCACUUGUGGGGAAUAUUAUGAUGAGUCCUUGGGCGAAUGGGUUCUGAUCCCAGACAUGUUAAAAGAUGAUCCUGUUUUAACUUCUUAUUCUCCACCUCUUGUGGCUGUUGUGAAUAAUGAGCUCUUUUCGCUGGAAACUUCUUCCAACCAGCUGAAGGUGUACUUGAAGAAGAGCAAUAAAUGGAAGCAGUUGGGGCGUGUCCCGGUAAGAGCUGAUGCCACCAGAGGUUGGGGUGUCGCAUUCAAGUCUCUGGGCAAUGAGCUACUUGUGAUAGGUGCAUCUGCAGUUUCUUCUGCUACUAAUUGCAUGGUUAUAUACACCUGCUGCCCAGAUCCUAAUGCCGAUAACUUGCUGUGGAAACCCCUUGGCAUCGGCCAAACUCGGAUUAGUAAUUUCAUUUUGAAUUGUUCUAUUAUGGGAGCUUGAUCUUUGAGGAGUCUCUGUGUGAUUGGAGUGUCUAAAUAAAAUGCAAAAGUUAUUUUUGUUGUCUUUUA
This is a messenger RNA of Cornus florida, 1930 nucleotides long. RefSeq names its product F-box/kelch-repeat protein At3g27150-like. The transcript has 2 exons. NCBI's taxonomy places the organism in Eukaryota, Viridiplantae, Streptophyta, Magnoliopsida, Cornales, Cornaceae. Bases 564 to 1862 code for a protein of 432 amino acids. Gene Ontology annotation, cellular component: cytosol. The record is from RefSeq and is a predicted model, not a curated record. Gene Ontology annotation, molecular function: protein binding.